Molecule: messenger RNA, 1821 nt
Organism: Aphanomyces astaci
Lineage: Eukaryota; Oomycota; Saprolegniomycetes; Saprolegniales; Verrucalvaceae
Exons: 9
Coding region: 530-1732 (400 amino acids)
Biological process (GO): ribosomal small subunit biogenesis; ribosomal small subunit export from nucleus
Cellular component (GO): preribosome, small subunit precursor; nucleus; cytosol
Source: RefSeq, a predicted model, not a curated record
AAGGUCGUUCGUGUCGGUUCGGAGGUCGCGAAUCAAAUCAAGCCAAUCAGCGUCGUUUGAGUAGCCUCGUCCAAUCCGAUCGCUUCGGACUUCGGAUGCACCAAUCAGGUGCAAGGUCAACCUCACCAAUCAAACCUGUCUGGGAUUGGCAGAAGCAACAUUCCCAUCAGCCGCAGCAAACCAUGGGCAAGAAGAGCAAAGCGUUUAUUAACAAGAAGGAAGCCCAGCACUUUCACGUUGUGCAUCGCAGUCAGCGCGAUCCAUUGAUCAACGAUCCGUCCGCGUCGAAGUUUGUCCUGCUUUCGUCGAAGCCAGCCGUCGACGACUACGACUCAGACGACAGUGACCUCCCAGAUCUUGUGCCUCAAUCCGCCACCGCCCCACCCGCUGCCAAGGCCGUUCGAUUCGGCAAUGUGGUAGCCCACGACUUGGUCAAUGAACUCGGCAUGGUCAACGAUGGUUACGACUACUCCAAGCACAUGAAAGAAAUGGGCAAGUUCCCUUCGCAUGUCACUUGGUACAUCUCAUAAUGGUGUUUAUAGGUCAAGGUCACUUUUACUCUGCUGGCGGCACGUACGACGAAGGCGCUGGCCUCUUGAACAAGCGCGUGGUGCUACCAGACGAUGUCUUGGCGAGUGCCAACGAACACGACCGGAUGUUGGACGCUAUCACGUUGACCGAAGACGUCAUGGAUGAAGACUUGCGAGAAGCGUUGGUGAACGACGAAGCGUUCGAAGAGCUCACGGACGACUUUAUGUUGCAAGCGGCGGAAGAUUUACCGGUGGAACAAGGUGAUGGCGCCGCGGCUGGUGGCGCAGAUGGGUUUGAUUACGAUGCACAUAUUGCCAAGUUGAUGGCGGCGGCGGAAGGCAUUCCAAAGUACCGCGGACACUUGUCGGAUGAUGAAGACGAGUCCAGCGAUGACGAAGAAUUAGAACAAGAAGACAAGGAUGAGGCGCAGCGAGCGCUGGACGACGCGUUUGAUAAGCUCAUGGCCGACGAGUACGACGACGAGCAGGUCGGAGAGCUCGAAGAAGACGACACACGCGGCAAACUUGUGUUGGAAGGCGCGCUGUUGGAGCAGAUCGUGGACGAUUACGUCAACAUUCGACAGGAAUUGAUGGCGGAUGAAGGCCGACUGGGCAAUCCACUGCGCACGGGCAACCGCCUCAAGGACAUUUUGGCCGAAUGUGCCGAGACGGCGGAGGACGUCGCCGUGAUGAAACCGACAGACCCCGUGCCCGCAAUCGAACCUGCCGACUUGACCGACUUGUCGGCCAACCCGUACUUGGUACAACGGGUCGAGGACCAGUGGGAUUGCGAGACGAUUGUAAGCACGUACUCCAACUUGGACAACCAUCCGACCAUGAUCCGGGAACCGUCCAAGACCAGCAAGAAGAAGACCAAAGCCCAGAAAAUCGCCCUCUCGUCCACGAUUGUGCUGUCGUCCAAGACGGGCAUGCCGUUGAACAUUGUGCCACUGACGGCCACAGCGCCGAUUCAAGAAGAGGACGUGUCGGACGAUGGCUCGGAUGACAACCGGCGAAAGGCGCUGCAGUUAAGUCGGGGAAAGGGCGAAACGAAAGAGGACAAAAAGCUGCGCAAGACGUUGGCGAAAACGCACAAAAAGGAACGACGGGAAGAAAAGAAGGAAGUCAAGUUGCUGUACAAGGACGAGAAAUCGAGACAAACUCAAACGGCCGGCCCCAACCUGUCGGUGUUUCGCUAUUAGAAAUGCCUGCACUGACUGCCGUCUCUGUCAUAACAUAGUAAAUAAAUCCGCCCAUGUUCAACAUGAACGCCGUGUGUGAUGAUGUACAA